CGGGCGGGGCCGCGGUUCCCGGCACGCCCUGAAAGGAGGCGGCGUGUGGGCCGCGGGCCCGUAGUCAGCAGAGUGCCCGGUCCGGCAGCGAUGGACGCUAUGCGGCUCUGCGCGCUCUGGCUGCCCGGCCUGACCCUCAUCCGCCCGGGGUCGGGAACGGGCCCCGGAGACCCGACUGUGCCGGGAUGCUCUAAUUUCUCCUUCAAGUCCUGUGAAGACUGUCUAAAAAAUGUUUCAUGCCUUUGGUGUAAUACAAACAACACGUGUAUGGACUAUCCUGUGAGAAGUAUUCUUCCAUCAUCUUCACUGUGUCCACUCUACAGUGCUCGAUGGGGUGUUUGCUGGAUGAACUUUGAGGCCUUCAUCAUUGCCAUAGCUAUAAUAGCAGGACUCAUCCUGCUGUCCAUUGCUGUCUGUUGCUGUUACUGCUGCUACUGCAGAAGGCGUUCUAGGGGUAUACCAGAUGAAGAGGAGGAAAGGCUUGCCAGAGAUCGAGAGGAGAGACGAAUGCAAUCUCUUCAGCGGCUUGAAGAUCACACUCCACUGAGGGGAAUAGGGACAGGAAGGGGCAGAGGAAACAUGAAAGAAAAAUGAAACAGGAUGAGAUACGCAAGAAAUAUGGUCUCCUUCAGGAUUCUGAUCAUCCUUACAGUAGAUUUGAGAAUGAAUGAAAACAGACACUGUUGAAUCUCCUCAUCGAAAGCUAAGAUUCCAGGAUAAAUGAGCACUUUUUUAUUUUGCUUUUCAGCGGUCUUCAGGCUGCUUUUUUUUUUUUUGCAAGUUUUCAGACAGUAAAAAUAAGUGCACAAAUAUCUACUAAAAUACGUAUAUUUUAAAUCUGGCAUAUUUACCUUUUAGAGCUAAAUUUUUAUGAACACUUUUGGUUUUUGAAAUGUUUGCCAAUUGUGCUCUCAUUAAAUGUGAAAUGUCACCUUUCCUUUUCUAAUAAAUCUUUUCUUUGGAAUCUGAUUUAAAUAGUUAGCUUCCUAAUCAUGUAAUAUCUUAGCUCACCUUUCUCUUAAAAAAAAAAAAAAAAAAAAAAAAAAAAAAAAAAUUCCUCUGUUCCCAUUUUCCUAAAUAAAGAUUUUCUUUCUAAAUCUGUUGUAUGCAUAUAAGUGGUGGCAAGAGUAAAGGAAGUGCUUGACACUGCAGAAAUAUGGUAUUGAUGUUGACAAGAAAUAAUUACAGCAUACAAAUUCUUUAGUAUCAAAAUAGUAUGUAUAGUAUUUUAAAGAUGCAAAAUGUGAUUUUUUUUUUUUUGGUGUAGCAUAAUCUGAUGUAAUAGAAAUGCUCGUAUAUUACCAGGCUGUGUCCUUGGUGUGGAGAAAAAAGUCUUGAGUUAGUAAAACGGGCACAGAAUCUUUUUGAAAUUCAUGCAAAAUCUGAAUAUACAUUUGUAUAUAAGCUUGAGAGGUAAUAUCAGGCUGUUUAAAACACUUUCUUCCAUGAACAGUUCUCUAAAUUAAAAAUACUGCAUAAUGCCAAGAUAGCAUCAGUUUAACAGUAUAAUGAUUUCAUAUUUUUUACCUUUGAGUUUUUUGUGGGAAAUGUUCAUAAUGCAUUGAGUUCUGUCAUCUUCCUGGUUUGGUGAAUUUUUGUUUUUUUUUCCCCCCUUUUCUCACACAAAUGCCUUCAUUGAGCAUUUUAAAUAACUUGCUGACAUGAUGCAGCAUGAAGAGGUUCAUUCUUUUUUUCCUCCUUCAUAUUUAAUGUGAAUUUCCAAUUCUAUAUAGUUGGAAUUUACUGUGUACUAUCUUCUGCUGAAUAAAUUUACAGUACUGAA
Molecule: messenger RNA, 1783 nt
Organism: Malaclemys terrapin pileata
Lineage: Eukaryota; Metazoa; Chordata; Testudines; Emydidae
Product: pituitary tumor-transforming gene 1 protein-interacting protein-like
Exons: 8
Coding region: 91-594 (167 amino acids)
Biological process (GO): protein import into nucleus
Cellular component (GO): nucleus; cytoplasm
Source: RefSeq, a predicted model, not a curated record